GUCGUGGCGCUUAGGCUGCGGAAAUAAGUUUUCCCUAGUCGUUCGUCACCCAGCCGAUCCGUCUCGCGACUGUCCUCGUGUCCACGUUGGCUCUCAACCGUCGUCAGCAGCAGUCAGGCAGUCAGUCAGUCAGUGUUUGGGGCGUCGUUAUCUUGCUUUCGAGCUGGCCUUUGGCGGCAAACGAUAACGCACGUUCUAUUCAUCAGUAUCGCAAACAUACCUCGACAGCUUGUCCAAUUGGCCUGUCGACGAGCUUGUUGGAAGCUUCAGUUUGUCACAAACGAUACGCCGGUUAAGUAUGAUUCGGGCGUUCAAUAAGAAAUGGAUCGUUGGAGCGUUGCUGGUGAUUGUGGCCGUCCUGAGUGUGGUCACCCUGUUCGGGUCCAGUUGGGAGAUUGCUGACUUUCAGGACAUUAUUCGGGCACGGCAUAUGAGGUACUUCAAGUAUGCAUCGAAUGGGACGGAACCGUUGGUUCAGCCUAGCAGGCUCAGCGACUUGGAGACCGUUACGGAUUUUUCCUACAUUUUACAAACCCUCGAUCCGAGGCUGCCCACUCCACCUGGUGACAUGGGAGCAGCCGUGACGCUGGGUGUUACGAACGAGCAGAUAGCGGCCAUUGUGCGGGAAGGUUUCGACACCCAGGGUUUGAAUCAGUAUCUUUCAGAUUUAAUGUCCGUUCGGAGACGACUUCCCGAAACACGUGACAAGUGGUGUCAAGAGCCGGGCCGAUUCCUGCCGAAUCUACCGGAAACGUCCAUUGUGAUUGUGUUUUACAAUGAGGCUUGGUCUGUGUUGGUCCGAACGGUUCACUCCAUCUUGGAUCGAUCCCCACCAAAUUUGGUGAAGGAAAUUAUCCUGGUGGAUGAUUGCUCCUACCUACCGCAUACCAAAACCCAGCUGGAUGACUACUUUCGGUCGAUGCGGAAGGUGCGUGUUUUGCGAGCCACCGAGCGACAAGGACUGAUACGAGCCCGACUGAUGGGAGCGAAGAACACAACGGCCCAAAUCAUCACGUUCCUCGAUGCCCACGUUGAGUGCACAGUUGGUUGGUUAGAGGCUUUGCUGGAUUCGGUGGCACGGGACUGGCGAACGAUUGCGAUUCCGACGAUCGAUUGGAUCGACGAGCACGAUAUGCAUUUGCGAACGGAGAAUGCCCCGUCCUACUAUGGUGCGUACGAUUGGGAUCUGAACUUCGGCUGGUGGGGCCGCUGGAGCCGUGUGCACCAGCCGAACAACAAACUGGAACCGUUCGAUACGCCCGCGAUGGCAGGAGGUUUGUUUUCGAUCAAUCGAACCUUUUUCGAGCUGCUCGGGUGGUACGACGAGGGCUUCGAUAUCUACGGCAUCGAAAACAUCGAACUGUCGAUGAAAAGUUGGAUCUGCGGUGGCCGAAUGGUGACGGUUCCCUGUUCCAGGGUGGCUCACAUUCAGAAAACUGGUCAUCCGUACUUGGCCGAAACGAAGAAAGAUGUUGUGAGGGCAAAUUCGUUGCGACUGGCUGAGGUUUGGAUGGAUGAGUACAAACAGGUCAUUUUCGACAUCUACGGUCUUCCGAAGUAUCCGGAGGAUGAGUUGGGUGACGUUUCUAGCAGGAAGGAAGUUAGACGGAAAGCCAACUGCAAAACGUUCCGCUACUAUGUCGAAACCGCCUUUCCGGAAAUGCAUAAUCCACUCGUAAAAGGUGCUUUCCAUGGAGAGUUCAAAAACAAAGCACUGGGAAACGAUUCAUGCUUGGAGUACCAAACGAGCAGCAACUCGAUAGCCAUGGCCACCUGCGAUCACAAGCAAACCAAUCAGUACUGGACGCACAACUACUAUCAGGAGCUGAACAGCUACAAGCACUGUCUGGACUACACCGGAAACACCCUCGGAGUGUUCGGUUGCCAUCGAUCCCGGCAGAAUCAAGCCUGGCAGUACGUGGUGGAAACGGGACAGUUUAAAAGCGUCAAACAUGGCGGAUGCCUGGCGGUGAACACGAACGAUAACAAAACCCUCCUGAUGGAGCCGUGUGAUGAAAAGCGAGAUUCGCAGAAGUGGCUCGUUACGCUCGUAGACUUGGAUGUGUCAUUCUUUGGACAAACUCCUAAGUAGCGGUUGGUUGGUGGGGCUGGAAGUUUGUCGGAAGAGUUCGAAGGACGAUUCUGCUGGUGAUGAAAAAGUUCUUUGUGAUAUAUUUAAGCAGAUGAUUUUAUCAGUUUUUUAAA
Sabethes cyaneus is the source of this 2205-nucleotide messenger RNA. Its product is annotated as putative polypeptide N-acetylgalactosaminyltransferase 9. The record is from RefSeq and is a predicted model, not a curated record. The transcript is spliced from 5 exons. Gene Ontology annotation, cellular component: Golgi apparatus. Bases 299 to 2092 code for a protein of 597 amino acids. Lineage: Eukaryota; Metazoa; Arthropoda; Insecta; Diptera; Culicidae.